AUGAGUCCAUCCACCCCCUCAAACUCGCCUCUCGUCCUCCUAACAGGCGCUACGGGCCUUAUCGGCUUCCACGUCCUCCUGGCCCUCCUCCACGACAACUACAACGUGCGCAUCACCGUGCGCACCGAGGAAAAAGCACAGCACCUCCUCUCCCAUCCCGUCCUCCAACCAUACACCUCCACCUCCACCUCCACCCCACAACUCACCACGAUCCUCAUCCCCGACAUCACCGCCCCAAACGCCUUCGCCGCCGCCCUCCACGACAUCACCCACAUCAUCCACACCGGCUCCCCCGUCCCCAUCCCCGGCACCGACCCCGUCCGCGAGAUCUGGACCCCCACCGUCACCGGCACCGCCCACCUCCUCCACGCCGCCCUCCACAGCCCAACCAUCCAGCGCGUGCUGCUGACCUCCUCCAUCGUCGCCAUCAUCCCCCCGGCCCCGUGCUCGGGCUCCUCCGACCCCGCCACCGCCACCCCGACCAUCACCCCGGCCGCGCGCGUCACCUUACCAGACCAGAUCACUGAAGAAACCAUUGCCCAACAAGACGUCUUCACCGCCUACGUCCUCGCCAAGAUCACCGCUCUGAACGAGGCGGAGGCGUUCAUGAAGACGCGCACCUCGUCCUUCAGUCUCGCGCAUAUCAUCCCGGGUUAUGUGCUGGGGCGGGAUCGUUUGGUCACCACUGCGGACAUGGGAGUGGGGAAACCGAGUUCGUGUGGGAUUCUGUUGAGGGGGCUUUUGGGCAUGGAUGGGUCCGGCCCGUUGCAUGGGGCGUUUGUGCAUGUUGAUGAUCUGGCUGAGGUGUUUGUCAGGGUGUUGGAGAGGGAGGGGCAGGAGGGGCAGAAGGGGGAGGACGAAGUAGAAACAGAAGAGAAGGUGGAGAGUUGGGGGGCGUAUGUGCCGGUGGAGUUUGGGGAGGCGUGGGAGGUGGUGGAGCAGACAUUUCCAAAAGAGGUGGCGGAGGGGAUUUUGAAACGAGGGAGGUUGGAGACGAUUACGCUGGAUGUUGAGGCCAGGGAGACGGAAGAGAAAGUGCUGGGGAGGAGGUUUAGGGGGUUUGAGGUGGCGGUUCGGGAUGUUGUGGGGUGGCAUUUGGAGUUGUUGGGGAGGGAGAAGUGA
Messenger RNA from Aspergillus saccharolyticus JOP 1030-1, 1122 nucleotides. Its product is annotated as NAD(P)-binding protein. The coding region runs from base 1 to 1122 and encodes 373 amino acids. Gene Ontology annotation, molecular function: oxidoreductase activity, acting on the CH-OH group of donors, NAD or NADP as acceptor. The record is from RefSeq and is a predicted model, not a curated record. The transcript has a single exon. NCBI's taxonomy places the organism in Eukaryota, Fungi, Ascomycota, Eurotiomycetes, Eurotiales, Aspergillaceae.